Australozyma saopauloensis is the source of this 597-nucleotide messenger RNA. RefSeq lists its product as uncharacterized. The coding region runs from base 1 to 597 and encodes 198 amino acids. Lineage: Eukaryota; Fungi; Ascomycota; Pichiomycetes; Serinales; Metschnikowiaceae. Gene Ontology annotation, cellular component: dynactin complex. The transcript has a single exon. The record is from RefSeq and is a predicted model, not a curated record.
AUGGCUGGCAUUUGGUCCAAUCUCUGCUCUGUCAAAUCCAAUUCCAUUGCAGACGCUGUUUUUUUCUUGAUGUCGGAAUGGAUCGAAACAAAGGGAGGGACUAGGAUUUCGCGGCUGGCAAUCAUCGACGGCGCUUCCAGCAUCACCAUUUCUGACGCAUGUACGGUGUCUGCUGGCUGCAAACUAGUGGGACGAGAAUCUGCGGCCAGAGGCACGAAACCCGUGAUUGCGCUUGGGAAAUACGUGUUUUUGGCUGCCAAUUGCACGCUUGAUCCGUCCAAGUCGUCGGGUGCGGCCGGAGAUCUGGGGGAAUGUACCAUAGGUAACUAUACUACUAUUGGAGAGAACUCCGUUGUAAAACUGUCUUUCAUUGGGAAUAGGGUGCGUGUAGGUAGUAACUGCCAUCUUGGUGAGCUUUGCGUCAUAAACGACUGCUGUAUUAUUGAGGAUGGCGCCGUUGUUCCCAAGAGAUCAGUCAUUGCCCCUUUCUCUCGCGUGCGAGGAGUCCCUGGUCAAGACUAUGUAGUUGAAGAGCUUAGCGCAGCGUACCGGCGUGUUCUCGAGCUCAACUCGCACUUGUGUAAGAAUCUCGAAUGA